AUGGAGGAAGAAGAAGGACCGUGCAGCUCCACAAACGCCACCCAGGUGAAAGCCCCUGUGGAGAGGGAAGAAAAAACAGAAGUUGAAGAAGACGACAAACUGUCGCUUCUCACCUGGAAUAUUGAUGGACUGGAUGGAGAGGAGCAGCCACAGAGAGCCAGAGGGCUCUGUUCAUACAUCCUGGAAUAUUCUCCCGAUGUGGUGCUUCUGCAAGAGAUGGUCCAGCCCUACAUUCGCUUCAUGCACAAACGACUGGCCACCAACUACACUUUCAUUGAGGGGGGUGAGAUCGGUUACUUCACCACAAUGCUCCUGAAGAAGACUCGCGUAACACUGCUGGACAGUAAGAUACUUCCUUUUCGGUACAGUCGCAUGAUGAGGAACCUGCUCAUUGCUCAGGUGAUGUUCAGGGGUCAAAAGGUCUGUUUGAUGACAUCUCACUUUGAGAGCUGUAAAGAUAACUCAGGGGAGCGGAUGAGGCAGUUCAACGCAGUAAUAAAACGGAUGAGUAUGGCUCCUGAUGACUUUACAGUGCUGUUUGGAGGAGAUACCAACCUGCGAGACUAUGAGGUAGCCACAGUGGAAAUUCCUGUAAGUAUCUGUGACCUUUGGGAGCAGCUGGGAGAGCCAGAAAAGUGUCGCUACACCUGGGACACCUGGGCCAACACAAACAAGGAGAUGCGCUUCAAAAAUCGCCUUCGCUUUGACCGAGUAUACCUGCGGCGGGCUGUCAAAGACGGGGUCCCACGCAUGGAACCCCACAGCAUGGCUUUAGUCGGGCUGGAGAGGCUUAAGUGUGGCCGAUACACCAGUGACCAUUGGGGAAUCUACUGCACUUUCUCCUUUGAGUAA
Messenger RNA from Oryzias latipes (Japanese medaka), 852 nucleotides. RefSeq names its product tyrosyl-DNA phosphodiesterase 2. The record is from RefSeq and is a predicted model, not a curated record. Gene Ontology annotation, biological process: double-strand break repair. Gene Ontology annotation, molecular function: 5'-tyrosyl-DNA phosphodiesterase activity; single-stranded DNA binding. NCBI's taxonomy places the organism in Eukaryota, Metazoa, Chordata, Actinopteri, Beloniformes, Adrianichthyidae. Gene Ontology annotation, cellular component: PML body; cytoplasm.